Messenger RNA from Oncorhynchus masou masou (cherry salmon), 2922 nucleotides. It is a transcript of the gene slc26a6.2, whose product is annotated as solute carrier family 26 member 6. Bases 393 to 2546 code for a protein of 717 amino acids. NCBI's taxonomy places the organism in Eukaryota, Metazoa, Chordata, Actinopteri, Salmoniformes, Salmonidae. Gene Ontology annotation, molecular function: chloride transmembrane transporter activity; bicarbonate transmembrane transporter activity; secondary active sulfate transmembrane transporter activity. The transcript is spliced from 19 exons. Gene Ontology annotation, biological process: transmembrane transport. The record is from RefSeq and is a predicted model, not a curated record. Gene Ontology annotation, cellular component: plasma membrane.
CAAGCGGGAAUACUCAGUAACAGAGAAGGCUAAGGAGGAAAAGAGUGUGGCUCUCAGUGAAUCUCAAAGGGAUUAAUAAAAUAAAAAAUAUCCUCUCUAACUGGAACAAAGUCGUACAAAGGCUCAGACAGUUUGGACACAGAUUCAUCAAGCAUUUGGAUGACCAUAUUUGGACAAACCGAAAUUGAAGGAGAGAAACAUCUUUCCACAGGUUGAAACUACGACAAGUGGGAUAUCACAACUGAUCCUUGAGAAUCAACCUGAAGCCAGUUUCUAUUGACACAUAAGACAUUUAAGUCAUAAGAUCACAACACAUCAGAGCACAGGGAGAGACAAGGUUGAAGGAAUUAUCAGAGGUGACCUCUACACAUACAGGACACACAGGCCCAACCAUGGAGGAGAGAAGGCGUGUGGGCUACUGUGUUCACAGAGAGGUGCUGGAUGAGGGAAAAGUGGACCAGUUGGCUGAGAAAUCAGAUGUUAGAGUCCCUUUCUCUGAAAAGAUCAGAGAGUCAUUGAGGUGUUCUGGCCCCAAGCUGAAGAGUUGUAUGUUGUCGUCUGUUCCUGUCCUCUCCUGGCUGCCUCGCUACUCCCUCAGAGACAACGCCAUCGGAGACCUGAUCUCAGGCAUCAGUGUGGGCAUCAUGCACCUGCCACAAGGGAUGGCCUAUGCUCUGCUAGCAGCAGUGCCACCAGUGUUUGGUCUCUACUCUUCCUUUUACCCCAUCCUCAUCUACUUCAUCUUUGGGUCGUCCAAACACAUCUCUGUGGGUACAUAUGCAGUGAUGAGUGUGAUGAUUGGGGGAGUGACAGAGCGCUUGGCCCCAGACACUAACUUCAUGAUGUAUGAUAACGCCACCAAUCAGAGUAUGGUGGAUGUUUUGGCUCGAGACACAGAGCGGGUGAAAGUGGCUGCUGCCGUUACUUUCUUGUCCGGCCUCUUCCAGAUGCUCCUGGGCCUGGUUCAGUUUGGCUUUGUGGUGACCUACCUGUCUGAGCCCCUGGUCAGAGGGUACACCACUGGAGCAGCCAUCCACGUCAUCGUCUCUCAGCUCAAGUACACCUUUGGCAUCAGUCCAAAACGCCACAGCGGACCCUUCGCCCUGAUAUUUACGGUGAUAGAGGUGUGCUAUCUGGUGCCAGAAACCAACAUAGGCACUCUAGUGGUGAGCCUGGUGUCCAUCAUUGGCCUCGUCAUGGUCAAGGAGCUCAACACCUACCUGGGCAAAAAGCUGCCAGUACCCAUUCCUGUAGAGCUGCUAGGGAUCAUCAUCGCCACGGUGGUCUCCUGGCAGGUCAACCUGGACGGGAAGUAUGGAGUGGAAGUGGUGGGAGAGAUCCCCUCUGGUCUACAGCCCCCUGUCAUGCCUACAGCCUCUCUAUUUGGGCAGGUGAUAGGUGAUGCCUUUGCUCUGUCUGUGGUUGGCUACGGCAUUGCCAUCUCCCUCGGACGGAUCUUUGCCCUAAAAUAUGGCUACAAAGUUGACAGCAACCAGGAAUUGAUAGCCCUGGGUCUCAGCAACACCAUUGGAGGGGUGUUUCAGUGCUUUGCAAUCAGUUGCUCCAUGUCCCGCACCAUGGUACAGGAAAGCACUGGGGGCAAGACUCAGGUGGCGAGUGCUCUUUCAGCCAUGGUGAUUCUGGUCAUCAUGCUGUGGAUUGGUGCUCUCUUUGAAGAGCUGCCAAAGGCCGUGUUGGCAGCCAUAAUCUAUGUGAACCUGCAAGGGAUGAUGAAGCAGUUCAUGGACAUCCCAACUCUGUGGAAGAGCAAUAAAGUGGAUAUGCUGGUGUGGGUGGCCACUCUGAUCCUGACCGUGCUCUUCAAUCCUGACAUUGGCCUGGCAGCCUCCAUUGCCUUCUCCAUGCUCACGGUCAUCUUCAGGACCCAGCUGCCGAAGUACUCCCUCCUAGGGCAAGUCCCUGAGACCGACAUCUACAGACCAGUGGAGAACUAUAAUCAGGUGAAUGAGAUCCCUGGUGUGGUGAUCUUCCGCUCCUCUGCGACUCUCUACUUUGCCAACGCUGAGAUGUACCAAGAUGCCCUGGCAGAGAAGAGUGGGAUUGACAUCAUCAAGCUCAUCUCCCAAAAGAAGAAAGCAGAGGCCAAGAGACUGAGGAAGGAAAAGAAGGAGGCCAGGAAAGCCAAGAGGGACGCAAAGAAGAAUGCACAGGAAUGGGAAGGCGAGCCAGACAGUUCGGAGAACGAGGUGGAGAAGGGUGUGGCCACAGUGGAGGAAGGGAGUAAACCUGACUCCACCCUUCCUCGUGCCAUCAUCCUGGAACUGAGUCCAGUCAACUUCCUGGAUACUGUGGGCGUCAAGACUCUACGCAAUAUCCAAAGAGACUACGGUGAUAUCGGUGUAGAGGUGGUCCUGUGUGGAUGUCAGACUGGUGUUAUUGAGAACCUGGAGAGUGGAGGGUUCUUCAGUGAGAAAGUUAGCAAAGCAUCUCUCUUCUCCUCAAUCCACGAUGCAGUGCUUCACUGUCAGACAGACAGGGCCAAGAUGAACAAAGAUGACGAGGAAAUGCAAGCGACUCAUUUCUGAAUACUGAGGGUAAUGGAGGCAUCUUUCUGUAUGGGACUUGGGUACUUAUUAAAAAGUUCAGAAUACUUGACAUUCAUAUUAUGUCCACAUAUUACGACACAGAAAGAAAGUAUGAAAGAAAGAAAGUAUCAAAACGAGACACAGAUACAAACACUUCAACGAGACACACAAACCUUGACAACCCCAGAUGAAUGUUAGCCUUGUACUCCAUGCAAUGUGCCAAGGAUGUACAUUGAAACAGAAUAGUAUUAUUCUAUGACCUUCCUAUAAGCAAAUAGAUACACCUUUGGGGAAACUUUUAUAUUGAAAGAUAUUUACAUUUUCUGUGCUAAAUAAACUAUUGUAUAUGUAUUGUUUAAAUUGAUAACAAAUAAAA